AUGGCUAAACCGUUCGCACUGCCGGACGCGCCAGGCCCGGGCGGUGGAGGAGCUUCCUCUUCCGGUGCCGGACCGCCUGCCGGAAACGGGGCGCCUUCCAACCCCAACCAAGGAGCACCUCAUCCAGGUUACCAGCCCCCGAAUCAGCAGCAGCAGCAGCAGCAACAGCUACAGCCUCCGCAGAGUGCUCCUCCGGUCGUCACUCAAGGAAACGCCGGAGCGUUCCCUAUGGCUGGGCCCGGCCAUGCCCCAUCUACGCCGAUUCCGGUGGCCAGUGGCAAUAACCACUACUACCACCCGUACCCACAACCGAUGUACCAUCUUCCGCCGGGUCAGAACACCCAUUUCUAUUAUCCCGGAUAUCCGGGCAGUCCGUAUGCUCACCCGGUUGGAGGACCGUCGAAUGGAGGUAACCCGGCGGAACUGCCACAUCCGCUGCCGCACGUGAUGACGCCUCCGAACAGUGCCUUUGCUCAUCCUCCCUAUCUGGGAGCCGCGAACGAUGAUCUGGUGCAGGCCCUGUACGAGGCACUGCAUCGUUGCGGAGUACGAGAGAGUCCGCCGACACCGCUCUCCCAGUCGCCCCCGAGCGCCUCUUGCAGCCCGUCGGCCACCGGAGGCUUCUGCGCUCCGCCCCAGACCGCGUUCUUUCCGCGCACGCCCGCCAGCGCCCCGGCCCUGGGAUUUACGAACGGGAGUCGCCUGUUCUUCCACCCGUCCGCCCUGGCCCAGCAGUGCCCGCGGCCGGCCCCCACCCAGCCGACCCCGCUGUCGGCCAACAGCCAUUCCAGCAGCAGCGGCAUCAGCAGCUCCCUCGACACUCCCUCCUGCUCGUCCGGCACUCCGUACUACGUGCAGAGCCAGGCGCAGCCAGUACUGUUCCAGUGGCAGGACGAUGGGGACUCGAGCGAAUCGGACGGCUCGACGUCGCAGGCCACCUCGUCUUCCGGCUGCAGCCCGUACUGCUACGGGCUGGACGAGUCGGAGUCCAGCCCGGCUGGUUCGCUCACUCCGUCGUCCUCUAGUGCGGCCAGCCCGACCUCGUCCGGCGUGACCGUGUACGCGGCCGGCGUGCCGCCCCAUUUGGACAUGGCCAUGGCCCGUCGCGAGCAGCUGCAGGAGUUCCCGGGCAAGAUACCGCCGCAGCGUAAGCGCCGAUCCCGCACGCCGAAGCCGAAAAAGACGAGCCGGUUCUUGGAAAAACCAUUCAUGUGGCAAAUGGCUGUGACGGCUGCCCUGAUCGCUCUCGGAUGCGGCUACUUUGCUGGCCGGUGA
Anopheles coustani is the source of this 1275-nucleotide messenger RNA. It is a transcript of the gene hid, whose product is annotated as splicing factor 3A subunit 2. The record is from RefSeq and is a predicted model, not a curated record. NCBI's taxonomy places the organism in Eukaryota, Metazoa, Arthropoda, Insecta, Diptera, Culicidae. The transcript has 4 exons. The coding region runs from base 1 to 1275 and encodes 424 amino acids.